AUGCACGACUUAACGAGUACGAUACCAAUGCUUAUAGCCAUAAACGCAACCUCGCAAAUCCAUCUUAUCAUCGGCACAAACUCGCUGGCGGCUGCGCGCUGCACCAAGAGUUUACAGUCCGGCGCACGGCCCAUACUUAUUGCUCCAGAGACUGAGGAUGUUCAUUUUUCGCUCAAAGAUUGCAUAGAGCAAGGUCAACUUCAAUGGAUAAAACGGGAGUUCCAAGACGAAGAUUUAAAGACGUUGGGUAGGGAGGAGGUUGAUCGUGUUGUGGAUGUGGUUUUUGUUACGUUGGGAGGGGGUAAUUCGAUAAGCGAACAUAUAUCCCAACUGUGCAAACGAAUGCGAAUACCAGUCAACGUAACAGAUGCGCCUGAUCUGUGCUCCUUCACAUUACUUUCUACAUACUCCGACGGGCCACUACACAUUGGAAUCACGACUUCCGGCCGAGGAUGCAAACUGGCCUCCCGUCUAAGAAGAGAGAUUUCUUCUUCGUUACCCGCCAAUCUCGGACAAGCAAUUGACCGAUUGGGGACUCUCAGGCGACGAUUAUGGGAAGAAGAUCAUCCACAACAGUCCGAGGCCGAGCAGAAGUUGGAAGUCGAAGACGAGGAUGUCGCAACUCAGAGUUAUACAUUUAAUAAAUUGAUUACGACUGAGGACGAGCAAACAUCAAAAACAAGGAGGAUGAGAUGGUUAGCGCAGAUUUGCGAGUACUGGCCUUUGCAACGAUUAGCGUCGAUAUCGGAGCCGGAUAUUGAUGCUAUUUUUACAGCGUACUCGCGUGAUCGAGCCAAUGACUCUGAUUCAAUGUUAUUGAAUGGUGACUCGCAAGAUCUUUGCAAGAAAAAGGGCAAAAUAGUCCUCGCAGGAUCAGGACCAGGACACCCCGACAUGCUCACCCGCGCAACAUACAAUGCAAUCAAAAAUGCAGAUAUAAUCCUAGCCGAUAAACUCGUCCCAGCACCGGUAUUAGACCUAAUCCCUCGACGGACAGAAGUCCACAUCGCACGCAAAUUUCCCGGAAACGCAGACCAGGCACAAGAAGAGUUUCUACAGAUGGCAUUGAGGUCCCUUCGAGAAGGGAAAUACGUCUUGAGAUUAAAACAAGGAGAUCCUUAUCUGUAUGGUCGUGGCGGCGAAGAGUAUUCUUUCUUCCGAGAAAAGGGAUAUAUACCCACUGUUUUACCUGGUAUAACUAGUGCGUUAAGUGCGCCACUAUUUGCUGAUAUUCCGGCUACGCAUCGUGGCGUUGCGGAUCAGGUUCUUGUUUGUACUGGGACGGGCCGAAAGGGUGCUGCGCCUGAGCCACCGACUUAUGUUUCUACACAGACUGUGGUGUUUUUGAUGGCGUUGCAUAGACUUGGUGAUUUGAUUAAGAGUUUGACAGAUCCAUCAACAACUGAAGCAGAAGGGAAGGUUAACAGAAUCAUGUGGCCGAAAAGUACACCAUGCGCCGUUGUGGAGCGAGCAUCCUGUCCCGAUCAGAGGAUUAUUCGUACAACAUUGGAGCAUGUCUGUCAGGCCGUGGAGUGUGAAGGAUCUAGACCUCCUGGCCUAUUGAUCGUAGGCGCAAGUUGUCAUGUCUUGCAUUCGCCAGAGGAACAGAAAUGGAUUGUCGAAGAUGGGUUUAGAGGGUUGGACGAUCUGGGUGUUGAGGGCGACUUUCUCAGUGAUGAACUUCAGAAGUGAGAUCAAUACAUUCUAGGUAUUAGGUUUUGUAUAUAGAUUGCAUGGAUGGCGUAUUGAUUGCC
Molecule: messenger RNA, 1754 nt
Organism: Talaromyces stipitatus ATCC 10500
Lineage: Eukaryota; Fungi; Ascomycota; Eurotiomycetes; Eurotiales; Trichocomaceae
Product: siroheme synthase, putative
Exons: 2
Coding region: 1-1692 (563 amino acids)
Biological process (GO): siroheme biosynthetic process; sulfate assimilation
Molecular function (GO): uroporphyrin-III C-methyltransferase activity
Source: RefSeq, a predicted model, not a curated record